AUGAACAAAGUGGCUUGGUUUGUGCUCGUUUGGAGUCACGUCGCUUCCGCCGCCCUCCACUCUCUGUGGCACGUGUACACGGUGACCAGCAACAUUCCGCGUCUUCCGUCCAUGAUGGCGGUGGUGGUGGUGGACGGCGUGAUGACGGAAUAUUACGACAGCCGCACCAAGGUGGCCGUGGCUAAACAAAAGUGGAUGGACGCCAUCCUCCACGAAGAACCCUACUACUGGACGAAGCAGACGGCUUUCUGGGAAAGACAGGAACACUACGGAAGCAUCAACCUGCGAAUACUAAAGGAUAGAUUCAACCAAUCGGACGGCGUCCACGUGUUCCAGGUGCUGCACGGCUGCGAGUACGACGACGAGAGCCGCAUGGUUUGGGGAUUCAACCAUCACAGUUACGACGCCGACACCACACUGGUUCUGGACAUGAAGCGUCAGCAGUGGCUCUGGCUCAAGCCUCAGCUGGAGCCCACCGGACGCAAGUGGAACAACAAUGAGGGCUGGCUGGACUUCAUGGAGGGCCGCCUGCUCGGUGAAUGUCCUUACCGCCUGAACAAGACACUGGAAGCUGGGAAGAGCGUCCUACAGAGGAUACAGCGGCCCCUGGUGUCUCUACUGCAGACGCGACCAUCGGCGCCGGUCACGUGUCACGCCACGGGAUUCUACCCCGACAAAGCGGACAUAUUCUGGGCGCGCGACAGCGAGCAGCUUCACGAGCAUGUGGCGCAUGGCCAGAUACUUCCCAACCACGAUGGAACCUUCCAGGUUAGCGUCAGCCUGGAUGUGGACGCCGUGCCGCCCUCCGACUGGCGCCGCUACGAUUGCGUCUUCAGUCUCUCCGGACUACCCGGGCAGAUCAUCACCACGUUGGACGCCGCCUCCAUCAAAACAAAUUACGUGAAGCCUGUGGAUCACACCGGCGCCAUCGUGGCCACCAUCGCGUUCAUUGCCGUCACGGUCCUGUCUGUAGGCGUCGGCAUUUUUGUCUACAGGAAGAGACGGCGUGAGCACCAUAACGGCACGUUACAGCAAGCGGCUUCCCCAAGCUGCGUGUAUACCGACACCGGGGAAAAUGUCUCGCCUGCCGCUAAUGAAGAUGUCCAGUCGAGGGAGACAUCGUAAGGUCCACUUGAAGACGUGCUGUGGUCAGAUGAUAGCAGGUAUCGCCACGUCUUGACUCAAUAAAGGUUGGGAAAUGCUGUUCGUCACUUUGGGGGACAGCUCAGGACAAGCCAGGAAAGGAAACGCCAUCCCUUGGAAACUUCAGAAUAAAACUCAUGUUGAUGCUGCUGAUGACGACAAAGGCAACUAUCGUGACUGUAAGAACAACAAUGAAGAUGACCAAAAUCAUGAUGAUGAUCCCACCAAUGUGGAUAAUGUUGACAACGACAAAAAAAAAACGACGCUGAUGAUGACUUAAUGUAUCUGCAGCGAAACAUGAUUAGCUCAUCCGAAGCAAUUCGAUGACAGCCGCCCCUUCAGUCGCAACGUAGACAAAUAAUGGAACCGAGAGUCGCCGCUUGGAAUUGAAGUGGACUUCCAUGGGACAGGAGAAGUGAACCAAUCUCUUAUUUCGUCAACGGCUGCCACGGCUUCAUGUUGACUUUGAAACUUAGCUUGUAGCCGACGUGUGCACAUUUUCGAGCAGGACGUUUCUGAUCCACUGCUUAAAGGACACUUUGAUUCUCUCCUCUUUCCUCUCAAACAUGUCUUUCGGGACAUGGAAGGACACGUAACAGAUCAGACAAAACAAAAACAAAAGACAGGACUGACCACACAAGCAGGUGGUCCAGUUCAAGGGUCUUUUGGUUGGUUCAAUGAUUUUGUUGUUUACGAUGAUACUAAUGCAGUGUGUUAUACCGAAGACAAAUUCCUUGUGUGUUCUACAU
Messenger RNA from Hippocampus zosterae (dwarf seahorse), 1892 nucleotides. RefSeq names its product major histocompatibility complex class I-related gene protein-like. Lineage: Eukaryota; Metazoa; Chordata; Actinopteri; Syngnathiformes; Syngnathidae. The transcript has a single exon. Bases 1 to 1125 code for a protein of 374 amino acids. Gene Ontology annotation, cellular component: external side of plasma membrane. Gene Ontology annotation, biological process: immune response. The record is from RefSeq and is a predicted model, not a curated record.